AUGGAGAGCAAUGCGUCUUCAUCUUUUGACAUCGACGAAAAUUCGAGGCGUUCGUCGAUUAAAGCUAGCGAAAUUACAGAUGAUAGCGAUGAUGAACAAUUUUUAUGUGGUUAUGGCCGAUGUACUCCACAAUGGCUUCAAUGGUUUCAUACUGCAAAGUGGCUGCUAACUGUAUUAGGUGCAUGCGCUUUUGUGCAGAGUUUUGUUGUUAACAGCAUAUUUCCAGUAGGUUUAUCAACGCUGGAAAAGAGAUUUCAUAUGACGAGUACACAGACUGGAAUCAUUUCAAGUUGGUACGAUUUUGCAGUUUUAUUAGCAGUUUUUCCCGUUUGCCAUUGGGGCAAUUCAGGCCACAAAGGCCGCUGGAUUGGUAUUGGGACUUUUUUAAUGGGCUUAGGCUCAUUUGUUUGUGUGUUACCUCAUUACAUGGUCAGUCCCUAUCAUAUUAAGGAAAGAAAUCAAAAUGAUAGUGAUUUCGGUCAAUGUGGUUACAGCGCAUCGUAUCUUAACCCCUAUUUUCUUAUAUUUAUACUCGGUCAAACAUUACAUGGAAUAGGAGCAACUCCGUUAUUUUCAAUAGGAACUGCUUAUUUAGAUGAAAACGUAUCACAAAAAGCCUCACCAGUAUACCUCGCAAUUCAUGCGGUCGUAACAUCGAUAGGACCAGUCAUUGGCUUGUUUGUUGGUGGAUUUUUAUUGACGAUAUACACGGAUUUUGAUCGUGUUGAUUUAUCAAGAAUAACUCUAAAAGACUCAUCUGAUCCUCGAUGGGUAGGUGCAUGGUGGUUAGGAUUUUUGGCGUCAGCAAUAUUCGCUAUACUUACUGCUUUCCCAAUUUUGGCAUUCGCAAGAGAAUUACCUGAGGCGAAAAAACAUCGAAAAAAAUAUAAAAAAAUUUUAUUUCUUACAAAAAUUAAUAUCUUACGAAAUCCCACAUUUGUUACUUGCAUUGUACUCGGUAUUUUUGAAUCGAUCGUUAUCAAUGGUUUCGCUGCAUUUAUGCCAAAAAUUCUUGAAGCAAUUUUAAGCACGACUCCAACAAAAGCAUCCUAUCUUUCCUCGGUGGUCAUUUUUGCUGCAGCUGCAGGUGUAAUGAUUGGUGGCACUCUUAUAAGGCAACUUAAUUUACAAGUCGGAGGAAUGUUGAAAAUGAUAUUCAUGUGUCAUCUUAUUGCACUAUUACUUAUCAUUUGCUUUUUAAUACAAUGCCCAGCAAGAACAUUUAUCGGUAUCAAUUGGAAUUACGAUAAUCAAAAAAUCAAAGGUACAGCAGGCAGUUUAUAUUCAGCAUGUAAUACGGAAUGCUACUGCAAAAGUUUAUGGAAUCCUGUUUGCCAUAAGGAAACUGGUUUUGCAUUUUAUUCAGCAUGUUUUGCAGGUUGUACGGUCAAAACUCAAAAUUCUUCGGGUAUAUUUUGGAAAGAUUGUUCAUGUAUGAGACAAAUCGCUUCGCAUAUGAAUACUUCAACAGCACCAUCAAAUUAUAUUUUACAAGAAGGAUUUUGUGAAAGAGACUGUGGAUAUUAUGAAUGGAUAUUCUUAUUUCUUCUAUUUCUUUCUGUUGUUGCCAGUUUUGCUUCUGGAAUACCUUCACAACAGAUUAUGUUACGAGUUGUACCGUUUCAACAACGAACUCUUGGCAUCGGCGUACAUUGGACAUUCCUUAGGCUGCUUGGCUUCAUACCCGGAGGAGUACUUUUUGGUAUGAUGAUUGAUACGGCGUGUCUCAAAUGGCAAGAAGCAUGUGGAGCAAAACAGUCUUGUCUCGUAUAUGAUUCUUAUAAAUUAUCAUGGACAAUAAUGGCCGUCGCUGUUGUUUGCAAAUUGGUGUCGAUAUUAGCGGCAAUUUUGGGCUAUAUGACAUAUAGACCAAACGAUCUCGAUAAUGGAAUGUCUAUUCAGACAACUGAUAGCCGUGGUCCUUUAUCGCUUACAGUUAAUGAUGAUCGACCUCCAACUGAAAUUCAUACUUCAUUGGGAGAGAAAUAUUUCAGUAGUUGA
Molecule: messenger RNA, 2001 nt
Organism: Dracunculus medinensis (Guinea worm)
Lineage: Eukaryota; Metazoa; Nematoda; Chromadorea; Rhabditida; Dracunculidae
Source: the annotation of a GenBank genome assembly